AUGAGAUUACUAUAUGCGUUCCCCGCGACUUGUGCGCUCAUCUACCGAGCCAAGAGCAGAAACUCGUUGACGCCCGCUGGCAUCUUCGCUGCGACUCUGACAGCGGCCGCACACGCUUAUCACCCAUGGAAUCUCCCAUUUGCACUCCUAUGUAUCUUCUUCCUGGCUGGAACCCGCGUGACACAUAUCAAAGAAGGCAUCAAGUCCAACUAUACCCUUCGCUCCAAGGGCACCUCUGGAGGAGAAGGGCCUCGAACACACGUUCAAGUUCUCGCUAACAGCUUGAUGGCCUCGGUCCUUACCCUACUCCACGCAAACCAAUUACGCAAACGAGAAACCGCACUUGCCGACCCCAAUACCCCGGAUCCUACGGGAUCGCUAUGCUUCUCUUGGGGCGGUGAUCUUUUGGUCGUUGGAAUCAUCGCCAAUUAUGCGGCCGUUGCGGCUGAUACCUUCAGCUCAGAGCUUGGUAUCCUGUCCACUGGUCAACCCCGCCUGAUCACGUCCCCAACGCUACGAAAAGUCCCCCGUGGAACAAAUGGCGGAGUCACGCUACUAGGCCUGGGUGCAGGUUUGCUAGGGUCGAUGAUUAUCGUCACUGCAUCCAUGCUGUUUCUGCCAUCAUGCAAUGAGGAAUCAGCUCACACGCCUGCAGGCGGUGCGCCAUGGACCAUGUUGGAGCGACGGAAGUUCAUGGGCUUCAUGGUACUUUGGGGUGCUCUUGGCAGUGUCCUAGACAGCUUCUUGGGUGGCCUUUUCCAACGGUCAGUCAAGGACGUACGCUCCGGCAAGAUCGUCGAAGGUGAAGGUGGUAACCGUGUCUUGGUGACUGAGUCUGCUGAGGAUGCUGCAGCGCAUGCGAAAAAGGCAAACGCUAGAGCAGCAGCCAUGCAGAGCCAGGGCACGACGCCAGAAGAGAAGCUGCAUGGUUCCGCUAUUGCAGAUGAUGACGAUGCUCAUGCUGGUGUCUAUGAUCCCAAGGACAAGCAUCGCAAGUCAAGUUUUGGAGAUCAGCGACCAUCGCGGGCCAUUGAGAACGGGUGGGAUCUUCUGGACAACAAUGAUGUCAACUUCCUCAUGGCGGUUGUGAUGAGCGUUGGCGGCAUGGCGGCAGCCGGCUGGUACUGGGACGUGCCCAUUCAGAGCGUCAUGGGCGUGUAG
Molecule: messenger RNA, 1161 nt
Organism: Fusarium sp. VM40
Lineage: Eukaryota; Fungi; Ascomycota; Sordariomycetes; Hypocreales; Nectriaceae
Source: the annotation of a GenBank genome assembly